This is a messenger RNA of Nelumbo nucifera (sacred lotus), 1408 nucleotides long. Lineage: Eukaryota; Viridiplantae; Streptophyta; Magnoliopsida; Proteales; Nelumbonaceae. The record is from RefSeq and is a predicted model, not a curated record.
AUGGGCGUCCUGCGAAUGCGAAGCAUGAAGGAUAGGAAGGUGGACGUCAUGGCGGAAUCAACCUCUCAAUGGGCGGACUACAAGGUUUAUUACCACAACCAGACUCUCGACCACUUCAACUAUAGGCCGGAGAGCUACACAACCUUUCGACAGAGAUAUGUGAUGAACGCCAAGUACUGGGGUGGUGCAAAUACCAGCGCUCCCAUCUUCGUCUACCUUGGAGAUGAGGCAGCUUUAGAUUUUCAAAUUGGUUCUGCGGGAUUCCUGUCCGACAAUGCCCCUAAGUUUAAAGCCCUUUUGCAUCGCUAUUAUGGAAAAUCAAUUCCCUUUAGUUCAAGGGAAGAAGCCUUCAGCAAUGCCAGCACUCUUGGAUACUUUAGCUCAUCACAAGCUAUAGCAGACUAUGCCGAGAUUAUUCUACAUAUCAAGAAAAACUUGUCUGCAGAGAAAAGUCCUGUGAUUGUUGUUGGGGGAUCAUAUGGUGGAAUGCUGGCUGCAUGGUUCCGUCUAAAAUAUCCACAUAUUGCUCUUGGGGCAUUAGCAUCAUCGGCACCAAUUCUUUAUUUUGAUGAUAUCACACCUCAAGAUGGAUAUUACUCUGUUGUCAGCAAGGAUUUUAGAGAAAAGAGUGAGAAUUGCUAUAAUACCUUAAAGCAGUCCUGGUCUGAGAUUGAUAGAGUUGCCUCUCAACCAAAUGGCCUUUCAAUACUUUCAAAACAAUUCAUGACUUGCUCCCCAAUAACCUCAGCUUCCCAGCUCAAGGAUUAUUUGGACUCUAAUUACUGUGAAGCUGCCCAAUAUGCUUCUCCUUCAGGAGAUGGAGUUUCAAGGAUUUGCAAUGCCAUUGAUGGAACCUCCAACCAUACCGAUAUUCUUGGUAAAAUUUUUAAAGGACUAGUUAGUUUCAAUGGAAACUGGACAUGCUAUGAUGUAAAUGCAUUCAACAAUCCAAGUGAAACAGAUGAGGGGUGGAGUUGGCAGACAUGUAGUGAGAUGGUAAUGCCCAUAGCCCAUGGUAAUGACACCAUGUUCCAAGCGGAAUCUUUUGACCUAGAUGCAUUCGUCCAAGACUGCAAGAAUGCUUAUGGCGUCAGCCCUAGGCCUCAUUGGAUCACGGCUGAGUUUGGUGGUGAUGAUAUUAAACUGAUCCUUGAGAGAUUUGGAAGCAACAUCAUAUUCUCAAACGGACUCAAGGAUCCUUACAGUAGUGGAGGUGUGUUGAAAAGCAUUUCAAAGAGCCUUCCGGCCAUAUAUACAACUGAAGGAUCCCAUUGCUUAGAUAUACUUCCCUCAUUACCAAAUGAUCCGAAGUGGUUAAUCAAGCAACGACGUAGAGAGGUCGAAAUCAUCUCCAAUUGGUUCAGGCAGUACUACACGGAUCUUGCAAAUCAUUGAUGUAACUAUUAGA